AUGGCCAAACUCCUUUGUGCGGUCGGUCUUCUGUGCAUCUUUAUGAGAUACGCCACGGGUGUGCGGUCCAUGCCAAAAGAGGAGAAGGAAUAUGAGCUGAUCCAACAGUUGGAUGAAGACGUGAUGGCUUCGCUGCACGAGCUCAACAAGUCCGCCACGACCUUGCCGUCACCCAUCACCCCGCGCGUCAAGGUCUUCGGGUCGAGCCUUGAAGGCUUCGAGGACGUGCCAAGUGGCCUCCUAGAAAAGGAGAUGGAGUCCACGGAGGAGGGCUGCAGGGACGGAUAUGCGAAGACCAAGAAGGUGCUCGGUGCAGGAGUGUAUGGUACUGUCUAUGAGGUUGAGAAGAAGAUUCAUGAGAAGUGGUAUAAAAGACGGCAGAGACAGCGCGGCUUUGCUCUGAAAAUUCCCAAGGGGGACCGUGGCAUCAGAAGCACGCAGAAAGAGAUGGCUGUGCUUGAUGAUGUUGGUACUUGCAAAGGUGUUUUGUCCAUGAUCGACAAAUCUCCCUGCGUGGAUGGAAAGAAGAUGCCGAACUCCUAUGUGACCAAGAUGUAUGCGGGCGACCUGCACAAGUGGUCGAAAGUGACGCCCAUUAUGACACGCGUGCACUGCUACCAGACAGUCUUUAGCCAGGUGGCGGCCGGCCUGACCUGCAUGCACGAGAAAGGUUGGAUUCACAACGACGUCAAGGCGGCCAAUAUCCUCUACGAAGGCCUUGAUGACAAGGGCUGUCCGGAAGGACUGGUCUUGGCCGACUUUGGCAUCUCAUACAAGAUUGGCAGCCCCAUCAGUCCAUUCAAUGAAGAAGAUUACAUGUCGGCCUUCUACAUUGUCGAAAGCCUCUUCUAUGGCAUGAAGGACCCGCUGAAGAUCGUCCGGAGCUUUGAGCUAGAAAACGGCGGCGCUAUGCUCCUGCCAACGGCCAUCCCGAAGAUCGACCUGUGCUCUGCCGCCUUCAUGAUUUAUCGCAUUUGGAACUACAAAGAACCUGCCCUCCAAAAGUUGAUGGGGGCUGGCACCUGUGGCCCCAUGGGCCCUGGACGCACACAGCUCUUUCCCUGA
Messenger RNA from Durusdinium trenchii, 1065 nucleotides. The record is from the annotation of a GenBank genome assembly. NCBI's taxonomy places the organism in Eukaryota, Dinophyceae, Suessiales, Symbiodiniaceae.